AUGCACGAGCGACAAAUUUCGCAUGCCAAUCCACGAGGUGUUCACGUAGGUCCAAAUUUGUUGCGAAGCCACUGGGUAAUGGCGAUUUCGGCUGCUGACCAACAGAUGCUCGCCCUGUUUCAGCAUCUGGGUCAGCAUUCAGGUCGCAAAGCAGGCAUGGCAGCAGCAACAUUUGAAAGCGACCGCUCUGGAAUACGUGGAAACCCAGCUGCUGCUGUUGAUGAUGCUGUUGUUGCUGCCGCUGCAAUGCUGCUGCUUCUUCGACUGGUUGGUGGAUGUGUAUGUUGUAUGUAUAUGAUGUGUACGUAUAUGGCUUUUCCAGGAUGGAUGGAGCAGAACAUGGAGCAGCCGUGGCGGCAGCAGCAGCCCUCGCCUUGUUGCUGUUUAUGGAGAUGGAUGUAG
Molecule: messenger RNA, 402 nt
Organism: Gongylonema pulchrum
Lineage: Eukaryota; Metazoa; Nematoda; Chromadorea; Rhabditida; Gongylonematidae
Source: the annotation of a GenBank genome assembly